UUUGUAACUGAGCCUGUUUUGUGAGGUCUUCAUUAGCCAGAGGCUUGAGUCAGGCUUGAGGAUUUAACAAAAGAACAGCUAUGAUGAAAGCAGGUUUGCUCUUCCUGUGCUUGACCCUGGCCCCUGUUUGGACAACCCCUGUACAGACAGACUCUGGGCCGGUGGUCAUUCUGAAGCAUGGCAGUGUCCGUGGGCAAUAUAUGAAGGUUAAAGGUUCCGAAAAGGUGGUGGAGCAAUAUUUGGGGAUUCCUUUUGCACAGCCACCUGUUGGUCCUCUUCGCCUGGCUGCACCUAAUCCUGUACAGGGAUGGGAAGGCAUAAGAAAUGCCACUCAGCACCCUCCCAUGUGCCUUCAAAACCCAGAUAUUGUGCCUUUGGUAGCAAAGGCCAUGAAGUUGAAUUUCACCACCACAGGAGUCUCAGAAGACUGUUUGUAUCUUGACGUUUACACUCCUUCUCAAAGAUUAGAAUCAGAAAAACAUCCAGUAAUGGUUUGGAUUCAUGGAGGAGCCCUGGUCUUUAGCGGAGCUGCCAUGUAUGACGGAUCCCCAUUGGCGGCCUAUGAGAACAUAGUUGUGGUUGUCAUUCAGUACCGACUUGGAAUGUUAGGAUACUUCAGCACAGGUGAUAAGCUUGCACAAGGAAACUGGGGCUUCCUAGACCAGAUUGCAGCUUUACAGUGGGUGCAGCAAAACAUUGAGGGUUUUGGAGGAGACCCCCAGUCUGUCACCAUAGCAGGAGAGUCUGCAGGAGGAAUCAGUGCCUCUUUUCUAACAUUGUCACCCAUGACCAAGGGUCUGUUUCACAGAGCCAUCUUUCAGAGUGGAGUAGCAACCACGACGGGUUACUCCAUCAAACACCCAUUGAUGUUUGCCAAGGUGGUAGCAAAUGUUACUGAGUGUGACUUCAGCUCUUCUGAAGUGCUGGUCAAAUGCAUAAAAGAACUGACCGAGGAACAGAUCAUAAAUGCAACUAAAAAGAAACACAUUUUCCCUGGAGCGACAGUUGAUGGGGUCUUUCUCAAAGCUCCAGCAGAGGAGAUACUAAAGAGCAAAGACUUUCAGAAAGUUCCAAUUCUUGUUGGAACAACAAACCAUGAAUUUGGAUGGAUGCUCGCUCAGACCUUGGUCUCAGAGGAAUGGGUUAAAGGGAUGGACACAAAAUCAGUGAAAGCAAUUUUGGACAUGGUCAACAAAGCUGGUACAUCAGGAGUCAAUGAAUUCAUUGUAGAAGAAUACUUAAAAGAUGCUAAAACUCCUGAGGACAUUCGCGAUGCAUUUACUGAGAUGAUGGGGGAUGUUUUUAUUGUGAUACCCUCCAUCACGGUUGCGUCUUACCACAGAGAUGCUGGAGUCCCUGUGUAUAUGUAUGAGUUUCAGCACCGGCCCAGUAUAUUUAAAGAUAUCAGACCCAGCUUUGUGAAGGCUGACCAUGCUGAUGAUGUUGGAUUUGUGUUUGGGGCCUGCUUUUGGGAUGGCCAUGUCAAAACUGAAGGAGCACUCAGUGAGGAGGAAAACCAACUAUGCAGAACUGUAAUGAGAUACUGGGCUAACUUCAUUCGUACUGGCUCACCAAAUGGGCCCAAUCUGGUGAAUUGGCCUGUAUACGACCAGUCUAAUAAAUACAUGAACCUAGGAUUGCAGCAAACUGAGGGACAGGGUCUGAAGAUGGGCAAGCUGCUCUUUUUCACUGUUGAAUUACCUAAGAAACUUGCUGCACUCCACACAGCCUAAUUUGUUUUUACACCAAUAAACAUAGUGCAGUACAGUGUGCAUAAAUGA
Molecule: messenger RNA, 1781 nt
Organism: Rhinichthys klamathensis goyatoka
Lineage: Eukaryota; Metazoa; Chordata; Actinopteri; Cypriniformes; Leuciscidae
Product: carboxylesterase 5A-like
Exons: 13
Coding region: 81-1733 (550 amino acids)
Source: RefSeq, a predicted model, not a curated record